GAGAGCGGGGAGGGAGCCCCGCCAAGGCUCUUCCUAGAGCGGCUCCUGCGAUCCCCGCGCCCGGGGCUCGGGAGUGACGCACGUCGCGUUGGAGCAAGAAAGGCGGAAGCGGAACUAGAGUUUAUUCAGAUUAUCAUCAUCAUAGUGGUGAUAACUGUUAUGAUAGUAGUGAUCAUCUGCUUGCUGAAUCAUUAUAAAGGGUCAACAAGGUCCUUCAUCAGUCGGCAGAGCCAAAGCAGGAGGCAAGAGGACUCUUUACAACCAGAGGGGUGUCUGUGGCCUUCUGACAGUUCAUCUUCUCGACAGGGACCUUCAGAGAUUAUGUAUGCCCCACGUUCCAGGGACAGAUUUACUGCUCCAUCUUUUCUGCAGAGGGAACAUUUCAGUCGCUUCCAGCCAACUUAUCCAUAUGUGCAGCACGAGAUUGAUCUGCCUCCUACAAUCUCUCUUUCUGAUGGUGAAGAGCCACCACCAUACCAGGGGCCAUGCACUCUGCAGCUUCGGGAUCCAGAACAACAGAUGGAACUUAACAGAGAAUCCGUGAGGGCACCUCCAAACAGAACUGUAUUUGACAGCGAUUUGAUAGAUGUUUCGGUAUACAAUGCGGGCCCUUGCCCACCAAGCAGCAAUUCGGGAAUAAGUGCAACCAAUUAUAGCAGUAAUGGAAGGAUGGAAGGACCACCCCCAACUUACAGUGAGGUCAUGGGGCAUUAUCCGGGUUCCUCUUUUUUCCAUCACCAGCAAAGCAACGCGCCUUCUUCAUCACAGAGGGGGAGCAGACUUCAGUUUCAGCAGAACAAUUCAGAGAGCACAAUAGUCCCUAUUGAAAGCAAAGACAGGAAACCAGGAAACUUUGUCUAGUUUCUUUUUCCAUGUGCACUUGAAGAGAGACGGGAGAAUCAAACAGGAGCAUAAGGGAAGCUUCUAUGCCCCUGUGCACAAUGUUGUUAAAAGUUUCACGUGACACAAUUUAGUAAAACCAAACGUACAAAGCUGUUCUUUAUUUCCAAUUCCUUUAAGGGGAAUUGCAUGAAAAUUGUUUUGAAAUAAUUGCAACCUUCCAUUCAGUUUGGCCAUGAGCAGUGUUUUUUAAAAAUAUAUUAUUUUUUUAAUAACGUAUUUGAAUUAUUUAAUUUUAAGAAAUAACUUAGGCACAGAGACAUGCCUCGAUUGGCCUGUUUUAUAGUAAGUUAAAGGCUAAAAGAGGAGAAUAAGAAAAAUUACUAGCUAAAUGGGGGCAAAAUUGGCCAGUUUGCUUUCCCUCCCUUCUCCCAGAAUAUAUAAUUUCUUUUUUCCUGUUUCCACAUUUAUGUUGUGUGCCAAGUUUUUUUUUUUUAAAAAAAAAACCUAAAUGAAUACAAGGAGUUAAUUUGUGUUGUGAUACUAGUGUGUUAAAUUUGCACUAUCUUUCAUGUUUUAAAUAUCUACGAGGAAACUGUUUUACCUUAGGUUCUUCUAUAAGGUGUCUUUUCACCUGUGCAAAGAUUAUUAGCCCCCAGGACUCUAUUUGCCCAGGCCUCUAUUGAUGAUCCCCAUUUUGGGGGAUACAGAUUUAAGUAGGUUUCUUAUCAUUUUACAUAACUGAGAAUAAAUGAUAGAAGACAUUUUAACACAUUACUGUUUGCAAUAAUUUUGCAUUUAAAUAGGGUAUCAGCAAAUUGUCUUAGAAAUUUAUAGGUGGAAGAAAGCAAAUGUGAAAAUACAGCAGCACCUUCUUUAGGUGGUUUUAGCUACAAGCCAUUUGUUUCACUAGAACAGAUUAAAUGCCACAUUUACUUUUUUUUGUAACUACAGCUAUAUCUUAACUGCUUGUCACCCUUCUUUUUACACAAUUCAGUGUCAGCAGUACUUAAAGCUUUUGCAAAUUUUUAUCUUCAGUGUAGUCCAUAAUAUAUUCAGUCAUAUAGCCUUACAUCAUACAAUAAAUGAUUUUAAAAGUACAACAUGGAUUCUGCUGUUAAAUUAUAAUUUUGUUGUUUAAUAUUAGUUUUUGUGUUUUACUUUCUAAAGACAGUGAUCUGUUCUCAGUCUGUAUUUCUUAGCCGAUAAUGUGGGAAUAAUUGAUUGCAGAAUGCUACCCAGAAACUGCUUCAGAGUAUUAAUCUGUUUUACAAUUGGUUAAUGUUCUUCUUCUGCAUCAAGCUGGUUUAUAUCUAUUGUGCAAGCAAUCAUAUAAUGUUUUAGAUCUUCUUUUCUUAAUUGACAUUUCUUAUCCUCUUGAAUGCUACAUUAGGACUGCUCCAGUUUUUAGACUUGGACUCAAGUAUUCCAGCAACUUUGAUCUGUUUUGGAAUCCUAGUUAUUGGCUUUUAUGCUUGGUCAUAUGUUUUUAGUAAAUUGAAAGAGUUUUGAAGGAAAUGGUUUUCAAUUCAAAAGCACAGCUAAAGCACAAUAGGCACUUCAAAUAUGGUUAGCAAAUGAACUUUAAAAGAAAACAAAAAAAAAUCUAGAGUACUAAUAUUCUGGGCAAAAUUGCAAUUGCACACAAGUUUCCUUCAAAUUUCCCUUUUCUAUGGUUUUUAUAGGCAACAUUUUCCUAAUUGAAAUAGUGUAACAAGUACAUCAACUGCACUCUAGUAAUGUACUGUAUUGAUACCUUUGUUCUGUUUGCAGAAUUUUUUCUCUUUCUGGAGGACUUCUAUAAACUGAAGUAAGUUAGACUAAAAUCUGGAAUCUGAACUCAGUUUCUGAUCUAUGCAGAGUUUUUAUGCCAAAAUAGCAUGUGUGGUGGAUGUGUGUUUUAAUUCCAUAUCUGGAAGCAUUCAUGAAUCUUAAAAUGGCUUCUGAACUUGGUUAUUAGCUUGAAAAUAUCCUUAAAUAACAAUUCUGUUCUAAAGAUAGAAUCCUGUUUUUGUAAUUGGCUAGAAUCUGUUUAUGUCCUUAUUAUGUAGCUAUGGAUUAGAAACUAUUUUCUGAUCCUUGUAAUCUCUGGUGAUUCAUAUAUCUGUCAUAUGAUAACUGUAAGCACUCUGUGAAACAGCUGUUACAAGUUGGCAUCUUCAAAGUUCUCAUAUUUGGUGAACAUUUUUCUUUCAAUGGAUGUAAAUUUUUAAUAUUAUUUGGUAUUGCCCCUUUAAAGAUGUAAGACUGAUGUUCAGUGAAUCUAUUUUUUGAAACCUUGAUUUCCAAAUGAAAUUUCUCUGAACUAAAACUCAGAAUGAUAUAGUCAUAUAUAUGACAUAUUUUAAAUUAUAACAUGGGCUUAGCUGAGAGAGCAAAAGAGCAAAACUCAUGGUUAAUACAGUUUAUAGUUAUUUAAAAAAAUCAUUGUAUGAAUGGAUAAUUAAUCAGCCCUACUUUUUGACUUUGGAAGUUGUCAGUCUUAACUGGAAACUCUUGAAUAUGUGGAUGGGAAGUGGGUGUAGUGAUUAAACUGCUUGAAAUG
Molecule: messenger RNA, 3385 nt
Organism: Protobothrops mucrosquamatus (brown spotted pit viper)
Lineage: Eukaryota; Metazoa; Chordata; Lepidosauria; Squamata; Viperidae
Gene: LDLRAD4
Product: low density lipoprotein receptor class A domain containing 4
Exons: 4
Coding region: 160-861 (233 amino acids)
Biological process (GO): negative regulation of transforming growth factor beta receptor signaling pathway
Cellular component (GO): Golgi membrane; early endosome membrane
Molecular function (GO): R-SMAD binding
Source: RefSeq, a predicted model, not a curated record